CGGGAAGUGUUGAGUGCCACAUGCCAACGUCAAACUCUUUUAUUGGGCAGUAAAAUGGCGUUUGGACUCUAUUCCUUGAUAGAAGCAGUGAUUUUAUGUUUAAAUGCUGUAUGUGUUCUUCAUGAAGAACGAUUUCUUUCAAAAAUUGGAUGGGGCACAGACCAGCGAGGUUUUGGGGAGCAACCAGGCAUGAAAACUCAGCUGAUGAAUCUUGUUAGAUCAAUCCGAACAGUCAUGAGAAUUCCAUUGAUUGGCAUAAACGUUGUUGUGAUACUCUUCAUGUUGGUGAUGGGAUGAUGGAAAUCACGCUUAGAUGCUACAUUCUGGAAAUGUGAUUGCAAUAUUUUGUGAAAGCCCGAAAUUAUACGCAUAUUAAUAUAAUACAUGACCAUCAUGCAGAAAUAAGUGCUAUCUGACACUCAAACAUUAUGAAGGGUUCCAGACUCUUCGCUCAACAUUAAGCAUUUCAAGUGGUCAAUCCCACAAAGUCAGUUGCUUGUAAUUUGUCUCUCAGUGUAACUGUUAAUAAAUAAGUACAACUAAAUGAAUUUUAAAUAGGGUUAUUUACACAGGAUAUGGCAUGUACAUAAAGGAUCAAAGUAACAGAUCUUUACAUUUACUACACAUGUGUGUUACAAUUUUACUUCAUAGUCAUAGAUGCUGAUUAGUACAAGUGUCCUGCAUAUAUUUAUUCCGUUACAUUACAUAUAUUUCAUUUUGAAUCUUUGAUAUUUGUAAAAUUGUUCAUAUCAUGUUUGUAUGUCGGUUUGUGUAUACAGUUUUGCAUGGUUUAAGCUUUUCAAUACAAAUGAUAUUGUAAUAUGGAAAUACUUUGAAAAACCACUAAUCUUGUAUUAUGAUUCAUGGCUCUUCUGACCUCAGCACUGGUGUCAGUUUUACAUUUAUUGCUUGUUAACAUUCAAACAGACACAUUUCCUAACUUUAAUAUCUUAAUGAAACUUGAUCAGAAUAUAUAUCUGAUUAUAUACGAGGGCCAUUCAAAAAAUAUGAAGACUGUGGUAAUAAAUUACGUUUAAGAUGUCA
Mya arenaria is the source of this 1044-nucleotide messenger RNA. RefSeq names its product immediate early response 3-interacting protein 1-like. Bases 55 to 297 code for a protein of 80 amino acids. Gene Ontology annotation, cellular component: COPII-coated ER to Golgi transport vesicle; endoplasmic reticulum membrane; Golgi membrane. NCBI's taxonomy places the organism in Eukaryota, Metazoa, Mollusca, Bivalvia, Myida, Myidae. The record is from RefSeq and is a predicted model, not a curated record. The transcript is spliced from 3 exons. Gene Ontology annotation, biological process: endoplasmic reticulum to Golgi vesicle-mediated transport.